Closterium sp. NIES-65 is the source of this 888-nucleotide messenger RNA. The record is from the annotation of a GenBank genome assembly. Lineage: Eukaryota; Viridiplantae; Streptophyta; Zygnematophyceae; Desmidiales; Closteriaceae.
AUGCCCGGGUCGGGCUGGAAACAACGGGAACUGCUGACGCCAGGCGUCCGUCAGGCGGCCAAAGCAGCGCUGGGUGGCGUGGGCACCCCCACACUGCUCACCCGCGCGGUCGCCGGAACGAAGAACGUAGGUGCAGGGACCAGUACCCCCACCCCUCUGACGCCCAGCGUACCACUCACGAAGCUGCUGAGGCGAAGGGAUGUCCCGCGAGCGCUGCUGCUGCUGCCGGUGCGAGCGCUGGCCACCACCACCGCCGCUACGCUGCUGGGUACCACCCCGACCAGCUCCACCUCCUCCACCACCACUGCCUCCUCCGCUGCCGCCUCCACCGCCUCCACCUCCGCCGCCUCCACCUCCGCCGCUGCCUCCACCACCACCGCUGGCACCACCACCACCGUCUCCGCCGCUGCUGCCACCACCACCACCACCACCCCCGCCACUAGUCCCGCCGCCACCCCCACUCCCUCCGCCGCCACCGCCGCCACCGCCACCGCCCCCUCCAGCUCCACCCGCGCCCUUGCCCCCCUUGCCCUUGCUGGAGCGACGUCUCCCACUAGGGGCAGACGCCGCCCCGACCGACUCAAGACCAAGCAGGUCGGCAGCAGCAGCAGAGGCAACAGAGGGCAGCAAGGGGGAAGGAGAGCACCCCUCAAAGAUGGGGGUGCGAGGGUCACCACGAGAAGCACCUACAGCGACUAUGCUCUUCUCCGCUGCAAGGAGGGCCUUCUCGAGGAGGUCGACGGUGAGGGUGGUGGGACAGACUGCGAGAAAGUGGUCCCUGACGACGCGAAGGGAGUCAGGGAGGCGCGCGACUACGUAGUAGAGAGCGAUGUACAUGGGGGGGGGGGAUUCUUAGCGCAGAACUCAGCAGGAAGGGCGGCGCGGUAG